Molecule: messenger RNA, 1590 nt
Organism: Sclerotinia trifoliorum
Lineage: Eukaryota; Fungi; Ascomycota; Leotiomycetes; Helotiales; Sclerotiniaceae
Source: the annotation of a GenBank genome assembly
UGUUGAAUCCCAAUCUGAACAGCAUCUACUCUAGAAUACCUUCAUUCAUUCAAUUAAUUCAUUAUCAAUUGCUACAAUGUCAUCGCCUUCAUUCUCCGUAAGUUCAAUCCAAUCAAUAGCACUGCAUCUGUUGGACCUAAAUCAUUAGCUACCUAUACAAUACUAAUGUUCCUCUAGCGACUUGUCCGCUUCCUAGCUAAAAACGGUCGUACAUACUACGGCGAUGCCAUUCUACCCAAAGGAGUAUCAGAUAUUGCGAAAGCUACUCAAGCCAAAGUGAUAACAGGUGAAAUUUUUGGGAAGCAUGAGGUUACAGAUCAAAUACAGGAUAUUCGGCUCUUGCUCGCUCCUUUAGCAACCGAAGAUGUUAAGACUGUGAGAUGUUUGGGGUUGAACUAUGAACAGCACGCUAAGGAGGUAAGCAUUUAUGGAUAUGAGUCUUGAAUGCAAUGAAAGAAGAUGGAUUGACUCAAGCUGAGUAUCUCUAGUCAAAUAUGCCGAUUCCAAAAUUCCCAAUUCUGUUUGUAAGUCCAUGUUUCCGUUCCCCCGAAAUUUCAACAACAAUUAACGUCCCAAAGUAUAAACCCAUCACAUCACUCUCUGGUCCCACCGAUUCCAUUCCCAUCCCCGCGAUGGCUCAAGAAGGUACUGGUCUUGACUACGAAUGCGAACUUGUAGUGGUGAUUGGGAAAUCCUGCACCAAUGUCUCCGAGUCUAAAGCUUUAGAUUAUGUUCUUGGUUAUGCCGUAGGUGAUGAUGUAUCUCAUCGUGAAUGGCAGAUUCAACGAGGAGGAGGUCAAUGGGCUCUCGGAAAAGGAUUUGAUGGAUGGGCUCCGUAUGGCCCGGGAAUUGUCUCCAGUAAAUUGAUUGAUCCGCAAAAUCUUCAGAUCUUUACGAAAUUGAAUGGGAAGACGGUACAGGAGAGUAGCACCAAGGAUAUGAUUUUUGGUGUUGCGAAAACUAUUGCCUUUUUGAGUCGGGGAACUACAUUGUUACCAGGAGAUUUGAUUUUCACGGGAACGUGAGUAUUGCGAAUUAUUUACGUUAUGAUUUCUUGAUCAGAAAGAUGCUAAAAUAUGAAUAGUCCACAAGGUGUAGGGAUGGGAAGAAAACCACAAGUAUGGUUGAAGGAUGGUGAUGUGGUUGAAGUUGGAUUAGAAGGGGUAGGAAGUUGUAUUAAUAAGGUUGAAUUUACUCAGACAGCUGAGAAAGCGAAGCUAUAAGUUUCUAGACGUUGAAGCGUGUGAAGUGUGGAUAUCAAUUGAAAUAAGUUCAACAAUACAACAAUUCAUCCUAUAGUCAUGCCUGUGGCAGGGCAUAACGUUCAGCCUGGGUUCAUAUUGAGUUUAAUGAGUCCAAGCAGUUGGAGUCAGAGGCAGGAGAUCGUUUAUGGAGAGGAUCAAUGGAGAUGGUGAUUUGAACAGGAUCGAUCUUGAGUUAUAAGAUUAUGUCCAGAGGGAUAUUCAUUGGGCAUCCUUUCUAUAUCUCGAUCUGAUGAUUGACACACGCACGCACUGCCUUUCCACCAAGUGCACAAUGAAGCACAAAAGCCCCUUUGAGCAGUCAAUAGUAAUCCCCUAUAUCAAUCUU